AUCCUCCCUCAUCCAUGGUUCCGUUCAUGUUUUGUUCCCUCAUGUUGUGACUUGAACAGCUGGACAUUGAAAAGCACAGCUGAGUGAGAGUCAGAGAAGAGAGAGAGAGAAAGAGAGACAAGGGGGAUUACUGGAACAAACUGGAAAGCGUAAGCCACCAUUGCCAUCCCAUCUCGCGCGAGAUCAAGUCCUGCUGCCCUAUGCCCCAUUUGGGACUGACCUCUCCCGUCUAAAACAUGACCUUGCUCCUCCGAUCGUUGUCAUUUCGAGGCCUGGGUCCUCGAAUUGGGGGCUGGACCCGCUCUGUGGUCCUCAAGAACCCCCAACGAGGGUUGGCCUCGCAAGCCAUCCGCGAUUUGGCUUUGCCCAAUGGUCGCUUUGUGCGCUACAAACAGAUCCCGGGCUCGAACCAACCCACCAUCGUGUAUGUGCCCGGCUUGCAUUCCUACUCCCAUAUGCAUGGCAUGCUGUCCACGUGUCUGUUGCGAUAUUGUGACGUGAACAAUUACCCUUUCAUCACUUAUGAUCAUGAAUGCAUGGGCGAGAGUCGAGAUGGAGAUGCCAAAUCCUUGUUGUUCUCACAUUGGGUGGAAGAUGUGCGAGAAGUGGUAAAGCAGCUCACCGAGGGUCCCGUGGUCUUGGUCAGUCUAUCCAUGGGGGGUUGGUUGUCGCUGGUCGGGGCCCUAGAGAUCCCGGAGCGCAUUCACGGCAUGGUUUUGUACGCUCCCGCCCUCAACUACGUCUACCCGUACUACAAUCACCACCGGAGUCAAUUGACCACAGCCAUUCGGGAGCGACUCGACAGUGGCGAUAUCCACAUCAUUUCCAAUUCCUACGGCGAUGCUCUGCUCAAAAAGGAUUUUGCCGAAGAUUCACUGAACCACGAGCUGGAUCUGACCAAGAGUAUCCCGUUAAAAUGUCCCAUUCGCAUCAUCCAUGGUCUGCAAGAUUCGGAAGUUCGACCCGGACAAUCCAUGGACUUGACCAACGCUUUGGAAAGUCAAGAUGUGGACCUGAUCUAUCGGAAAAGUAGCGUUCAUCAAGCCGUCUCGCCCCCGGACAUUGAGCUCAUCCUCAAUACGAUCGACCGAUUAUUCAAGGACAAUCCCGUGUACAAGCCUGUGGCCUGAGUAGUCGAGACAAAAAAAAAAAUAACCUCCCCUCUCCAAACACUUUGCCUGCCAAAGAAGUUGAAA
Tigriopus californicus is the source of this 1196-nucleotide messenger RNA. Its product is annotated as palmitoyl-protein thioesterase ABHD10, mitochondrial-like. The coding region runs from base 237 to 1130 and encodes 297 amino acids. Gene Ontology annotation, biological process: protein depalmitoylation. Gene Ontology annotation, molecular function: palmitoyl-(protein) hydrolase activity; hydrolase activity, hydrolyzing O-glycosyl compounds. The transcript has 4 exons. NCBI's taxonomy places the organism in Eukaryota, Metazoa, Arthropoda, Copepoda, Harpacticoida, Harpacticidae. The record is from RefSeq and is a predicted model, not a curated record. Gene Ontology annotation, cellular component: mitochondrion.